Funneliformis mosseae is the source of this 1263-nucleotide messenger RNA. The record is from the annotation of a GenBank genome assembly. NCBI's taxonomy places the organism in Eukaryota, Fungi, Glomeromycota, Glomeromycetes, Glomerales, Glomeraceae.
AUGGGGGUAGCAAACGGCAAAUAUGACGUUGAUUUUACUGAAGAAGUAAAUUUAUCACACUUUAAGUUACUACGUGUUGUUGGACGAGGUGCAUUUGGAAAGGUUCGAAUAGUUGAACGGCGCGACAACAAAAGAUUAUUUGCAUUGAAAUACAUUUCAAAGGAAGAAUGUAUCAAAAUGGAAGCUUUGCGAAAUAUAUUUCGAGAACGGUCCAUGUUGGAAGAAUUGGAUCAUCCUUUGGUAUGCAAUUUACGCUUUGCAUUCCAGGAUGAUGAAUAUAUGUACAUGGUCAUGGACCUUAUGAUGGGUGGUGAUUUAAGAUUCCACCUUAAUAGAAAAACGUUCACCGAAGAUGCGAUACGAUUCUGGAUAGCAGAAUUAGCAUGUGCAAUAAGAUAUCUACAUUCAAAAGGAGUUGUUCAUAGGGAUAUAAAACCUGAUAACGUCCUUCUUGACGACCAUGGACAUGCACACUUAACCGAUUUCAAUAUCGCAACACACAUAAGGCCAGAUAAACUUUUGACAUCACACUCUGGGACGUGUGCUUAUAUGGCUCCAGAGGUAUUUAGAGGUGGCGGUUAUGGCAUCACAGUAGAUUGGUGGUCACUUGGUGUUAUGCUAUAUGAAUGUAUAUAUGGAAAGCGUCCAUUUGAUUGUGAUAAUCAGGAAGAGUUAAAGAAAAUGAUUGUAAAAGCACCUAUAAAGUAUCUUGACAUGGACCCUCCUGUCAGUCCGGCUUGCGUCUCCGCGAUUCAAGGAUUUCUUGAACGUGACACAUCUCGUCGUUUAGGAUGUGGACCUAAUGGGUUCGCUCUUAUUCAGAGUCAUCCAUUUUUCCGUAAUAUUGAUUGGCCUUUGUUAGAAAAUAAACGGAUAAAUCCGAUUUUCAAACCUUCGUCAGACCGUAUUAAUUUUGACGCUACUUAUGAUUUGGAAGAAUUACUUCUUGAGGAACAACCUUUAGAAGCAAGACAUAAUAGACGUCGAAGAAGACGUAAAGAUGGUGAAGGUUCUGAGAAGGAAGCACAUUAUCAAUUAAUUGAAGAGAAAUUUAAGACUUUUGAUUAUACUGUGUUUGAGAAAUAUGAAGGUUGGGUUGAUCCUGUAACAAAAUGUGUUGCGGAUCCUCCGGAAUGGGUUAAACCUGCUGCUGUCGAAGUUUUAAAUCAAAUCGAAAGAGGAAGUCAAGAUGGGAUCGGUGCUAAUUCGGGUGAUCUUAGUAAUUUGGCUGGGAUAUCUUUAGACAAUGGAAUCAAAAUUUGA